AUGGACAAAACAAGCGGUGGUGGUGUCAGAGGGGAAGGUGAGAAGAAGGCUGCUGCAGCGUGCGACGUGGAGGCGCUGCGCAAGUGCCUGCAGGAGAACAAGGGUGAUUGUGUCAAGUGCCAGGCUCACAUCGAUGCCUUCCGAUCCUCGUGUUCUGUCAGCCCCACCACUACCUCUGACAGCCAUCCUGCCUUAAAAGCCAAACAUUGA
Molecule: messenger RNA, 210 nt
Organism: Triticum turgidum subsp. durum (durum wheat)
Lineage: Eukaryota; Viridiplantae; Streptophyta; Magnoliopsida; Poales; Poaceae
Source: the annotation of a GenBank genome assembly